Closterium sp. Naga37s-1 is the source of this 300-nucleotide messenger RNA. The record is from the annotation of a GenBank genome assembly. Lineage: Eukaryota; Viridiplantae; Streptophyta; Zygnematophyceae; Desmidiales; Closteriaceae.
AUGGAUACAGUCGGGUCGUCAGUAUCUGACGCCGGUCAUGGACGGCUUGGCGCGGUGAGAGGGGGCGGCGAGCGAGUGGUGUCGCUGCUGGUGGGUCCUGAGAGGACGCAGUUCCUCUGCAACGCGUCGCUGCUCUCGCGCCACUCGCCCUUCCUCGCCUCGCUGCUCAGCGACCGCUGGUCCGCCGCUGCUCCCCGCACCCGCGUGGAUGACGCGGAGGGAGUUGCGCCAAAGGAGAGCGAUGAAGAGCGCGGGAACAUAUCGUUGCAAACACGUGCGCCUCUGGGAUUUAAUUGCUGA